This is a messenger RNA of Monoraphidium neglectum, 1224 nucleotides long. RefSeq lists its product as hypothetical. The coding region runs from base 1 to 1224 and encodes 407 amino acids. NCBI's taxonomy places the organism in Eukaryota, Viridiplantae, Chlorophyta, Chlorophyceae, Sphaeropleales, Selenastraceae. The transcript has 4 exons. The record is from RefSeq and is a predicted model, not a curated record.
AUGGCGUCGAAUGUGACAUUUCAUUACCUUGGGCCGCCCGAGCAGAAGCACGUCGCUAAGAUCGGGCCUAUGGCGACCCUACGAGCAGCGCUAGUGGAGGCGGCCGCGAAGUGGCGCCCGCCGGUGGACCCCGCCACCGCUCAGGUGCUGUACAACAAAAAGCAGCAUGUGGACUUAGAUACGCCCUUCCGACUGCUGAACAUCCCUGCGGGCAGCCGGCUGGAUGUCGUUCGUGGGGCCGCUGCAGGUGUGACAGCAAACACCCCGGCGGCGGCUCUCAAGCAAAAUCCAGCUGCUCCUGAGCUCUACGCAGCAACUCCCCAGGCAGACACGGCGCAGCUGCAGGAGCAGCAGCAGCGGCAGCAGUCGCAGCAGCUUCAGGGGCAGCAGCAGGAGCAGCAGCAGGAGCAGCAGCAGGAGGUGCAGCCGCAGCCGGUUCCCAGCACUAGCGGCAGCGGCAGUGUAUCCUUGCCAGAGGGCUGGGCUGCGAGCCCUGCGCUGACGGCGUUGGGCAUCACGGCACCUAUUGCGGUGUUCAGCCAGGGCGCAGUGGAGGCCGCGGCCGCGGCACGAGGGAAUGCAUCGGCAUCGGCCGCCUCAGACCCGCCCGACGAGUUCUUCGAGUUCACAGCUGAUGACUUUGCGGAGGUGGCGCGCGCGGCGCAGAAGCGCGCCGCCGCUGAGUCCCAGCUGCUGACGCGUGCACUGCGGGAGCAGCAGGCGCGGUCGCGCGCCAACGCGAUGGGGCCGGCCGAGUUCGCCGCCACGCAGCCCGCCAGUGCCUUGGCCACGCUCGCACGCGCCGUGGCGGCGCCCUCCGUGGCGGCCGCCCUCUACCUGUACACCGCUCCCCCCAAGGUGGUGCUCAGGGAGCGGGACAUGGCCGCCACGCUGUACGACCUCAAGCUCGUGCCCGCGGCCCACGUGCACGUCGGCGCGGACGCAGCCAAGCAGCAGGGCGGCGCCCCUGCCCCUGGCGGCUGGUUGCGGCCCGAGGUCGCCGCGCUGAUGCGCGACGUGGUGCCCGGCGCACUGGCGGCUCGCGCGGCAGCAGACGGCACUCGUGGCAAAGGGGGCCUGAGCGCAGCAGAGGAGGCCGCAGCUGCACGCGAGCGGGAGCGUGCAGUUGCCGAGGCGCGGCGGGCGUCCACUGCAGCAGGGGUGGGAGCGGGUGAGGAGGGCGGUAAAAAGGUCCCAAAGUGGCUCAAGAUGGGCGGCAAGUGA